CUGUAAGCACUAUUCCAACAUGGAGGCUGGAUUCCGCUACCGUCCGCUGAUCUUUUGUCUGGCUUUGGCCGCCGUGCUGGGCUCGGUGCUCGGGCUCGGUGAGGACCUGGACCGGCCUCUCAUCGGGCCUCCCGGUUCUCCCAUCCUGCUCGACGGGUCUGACCCGGGGCUGAAGAAGGCUCUGCAGUUCGCCGAGGAUCACUACAACCGGGGCUCGAACGCCAUGCACCUCCGCAGGAUCAGCCGCUUCGUGUCCGCGACCAAACAGCUGGUUAAGGGAAUCCGCUACACAAUAACAGUGGAAGUGAGUAAUACUCAGUGCAAGAAAUCCACCAUGCUCCGAACAUGUGACUUCUACCCGCAAACACCGAAACUCAAGACGGAGCUGUGCAUGUUUGAAGUGUGGGACAUUCCCUGGCAGGGCACUUCGACUCUGCUCAAACAGAAGUGUCAACCUAAAGUUCAAUUGCAAGAGAAGGAGACCAACGAGGUGGAGGAUCUAUCCGCAAAACCGCCUAUGGAGGAGUCUGUGGAGCUGCUGGGACAGUUCAAAGAGUUUAUGGUGAAGUACAAUAAGGUGUACGGCAGCCAGGAGGACGUAGACCGUCGUCUGAGCAUCUUCCAUGAGAACCUCAAGACUGCUGAGAAGCUCCAGUCUCUGGAUCAGGGCUCAGCAGAAUAUGGAGUCACUAAGUUCAGCGACUUGACAGAGGAGGAGUUUCGCUCUACAUACCUUAAUCCGCUCCUGAGUCAGACAAACCUCCAUCGAACAAUGAAACCGGCCUCUCCUGCCCAAGGUCCCGCCCCGGCAAGCUGGGAUUGGCGGGAUCAUGGAGCCGUCAGUCCUGUGAAGAAUCAGGGUAUGUGUGGAUCCUGCUGGGCCUUUUCUGUCACUGGCAACAUUGAGGGCCAGUGGUUCCUGAAAAAUGGAACUCUGGUGUCACUGUCUGAACAAGAGCUGGUUGACUGUGACGGUUUGGACCAGGCGUGCAAAGGAGGGCUGCCAUCAAACGCUUAUGAAGCCAUUGAGAAGCUGGGUGGCCUGGAGACAGAGACUGACUACUCCUACACUGGGAAGAAGCAGAACUGUGACUUCGCUACAAAGAAAGUAGCUGCAUACAUCAACAGCUCUGUGGAGCUGUCCAAAGACGAGAAGGAGAUUGCAGCUUGGCUUGCUGAAAAUGGACCAGUCUCUGUGGCUCUGAAUGCUUUUGCAAUGCAGUUCUACAAGAAGGGUGUUUCUCGCCCCAUGAAGAUUUUCUGCAACUCAUGGAUGAUCGACCACGCUGUGCUGAUGGUGGGAUAUGGAGAACGUAAAGGCAUCCCCUUCUGGGCCAUCAAAAACAGCUGGGGGGAGGAUUAUGGAGAGCAGGGUUACUACAACCUGUACAGGGGGUCCAAUUUAUGUGGAAUCAACAAGAUGUGCUCGUCGGCUGUGGUCAAUUAAAGCACUACCCUCAUAUUAUUAUAAUGGUGUUCAUCCAAACACGCACACACAGGUGGUUGCACCUCUCCACUGGUCACACACACAUUAAGAUCCUGCUGAGGCUCUAUUUCCGUUAAAUCAGACCAGCGUUCCUCCUCCACGUCUAACUCCUGGUUCCAAGUUACAAGAAAGAUACCAGCUCUAAUAAAGCUAGCUUUGCUAAGAUAUGUUAUGAUAAUUUUAAUUCAAGUGCAUUUAGUUUUUGUGAACGUUUAAUUCCGUUAAUUCAGUCAUUGCGACUGCAGUGUUUUAUGCAGUGUUGGUUUUUAACCCAUCUCUCCUCAAAGUUACUGGGCCCAUGUUUGAUGAGGUGUGUGCACUAGUUGUUGCUAGUAGUCUGUCUUGUCUGUUUUGUUUUGUUAGCAGUAUUUGUGCUGAAGUGGUUCUUGAGAGGUUCUUUUAAAAGAAAAUUGUGUUUUUAUGAUGGAAUGUUUUGCACAUUACUACAUAACUGCAGUGCACUGUAAUAACUGCUGUAAGACAAUGAUGAGAAAUGUGUGAAGGUUGAAUAAAAAACAUUGUUGAAUCCUA
Messenger RNA from Pleuronectes platessa (European plaice), 2017 nucleotides. It is a transcript of the gene ctsf, whose product is annotated as cathepsin F. The record is from RefSeq and is a predicted model, not a curated record. Gene Ontology annotation, cellular component: lysosome. Bases 20 to 1447 code for a protein of 475 amino acids. Gene Ontology annotation, molecular function: cysteine-type endopeptidase activity; cysteine-type endopeptidase inhibitor activity. NCBI's taxonomy places the organism in Eukaryota, Metazoa, Chordata, Actinopteri, Pleuronectiformes, Pleuronectidae. The transcript is spliced from 14 exons.